UUCCGUAGUUAGCCCAUCUUCGAAACGGAAAUGCCCAAAUCCUAGGAAAAUAACAACAUUCUCCGUUUCAGUUGGCCAAAAGCCGCCAUUUCAAAAGCUCCCCUACUCUGUCUCAGCUCAGCUACCUUUAUGUUAGAGGCAGUAAGCUUGUAGAUGAGAGGGUGAGAUUUUAGAGAGGAGAGGAUAAAAAAUGAUCGGUACAUGGUAAAGGAGAACGAAAACGGUGGUUUGUGCUGAGUUUUCGAUAGAGAGAGAUAAUCUAAACCCUAAUUGUUGAAUGAGGUCAUAUGUGGAUGAUUCAGCAAGUUCCACACCAGCGGAUGAUUCAGCAAGUUCCACACCAGCGGAUGAUUCAGCAAGUUCCACACCAGCUCUGCCGUUGCUACUAAAAUGAAAUCAAGAACUAAUGGGGUCCCUAGAGGUCAGAAGGCAAAAGAUUUUCAGGUUGAGGGACCAAAUUGGAUUCUGAUUGCAGGUGGUGCCUUGUUAAGUACUUUAUCAAUUCGCCUUGGUUACAAGCUGAAGCAGACACUGGAUUCAAAGCAACAGACAAAUGCUAGUAAUAGUCUGAAAGGGAAUGGGAAAUCAUCUGAUAGAAGGAGGGUAGGAGGCUGCCAUAUGCGUUCAAACGUGUAUUCCUUUGCACAAGAUGAUGAUGGUUGCUUCCACUGCAUGUCAGGGAAUGAAGGCAUGGCAGAUUUUAAGCACCGGCCCAGUCAUCAGACGCUGUCUGAAUCUGAUGUUGCUCUUCCUUUGGUGACUGUUCCUGGCCCAGAAUUUACCAAGGAGAAUGGUGUUAUGUGGGUAUCCUCUCCUGAUCGUCUUGAGUUGCCUCCAAAGCCGUUUUACCAUUCAAAUUGCUCUGACUCACCAUGUGUCUCAGAAUCUGGUUCUGACAUCUACAACAAGCGAGAAGUAAUACAGAAGUUAAGGCAGCAGUUGAAGAGAAGGGAUGACAUGAUAAUGGAGAUGCAGGAUCAGAUUGUAGAGUUGCAGAGUUCGAUCAAUGCUCAGCUGGCACAUUCUACAAAUUUGCAGUCACAGCUUGAUGCAGCAAACAGAGAUUUGUUUGAGUCGGAGAGGGAAAUUCAGAGGCUGAGGAAGGCAAUUGCUGAUCACUGUGUGAAACAUGCAGUUACCAAUGAGAAACUGUCGACAGCCACUAUAAGGCCAUCUGAGGUGAGAAAUGGGCAUGCAAAUGGAUAUCUGGAUGGAGACAGCAGUUUGGAGUUGUCAAAAAAGGGAAGGGGAGAUGGGGACAAGAUUGAUAUGCUGAAGAGGGAAGUAGGAGACUUGAAGGAGGUAAUAGAAGGGAAAGAGUACUUGUUGCAGAGCUACAAGGAGCAGAAGGCAGAGCUCUCCAUCAAGAUUAAAGAGUUGCAACAGAGAUUGGAUUCUCAUCUCCCUAAUAUUUUGUAGGCAUUGUUAGGUUCUGUGCAUUCUUGCCUAUUUUUUUCUUGUUCCUUUCCUUUGAUUUCGGGCUUUCCUUAUAUCUAUGGUUUAGUUUGGAAGGUUUGACGUUUUCUAUGCCUGCUCAAAGUGUUUAUGUUGUGGAUGAGAGAGAGAGAGAGAGAGAGAGAGAGAGAGGCAAGCAAAAGCAAAGCUGUAUAAGUUAUUAUUAUCUGGCUUGGUAAGUAUUUGCUCCCUUACAGAAAUCUGAAGAAGUUGUCACUAAA
This is a messenger RNA of Hevea brasiliensis (rubber tree), 1676 nucleotides long. RefSeq lists its product as uncharacterized. The coding region runs from base 391 to 1419 and encodes 342 amino acids. The transcript has 4 exons. Lineage: Eukaryota; Viridiplantae; Streptophyta; Magnoliopsida; Malpighiales; Euphorbiaceae. The record is from RefSeq and is a predicted model, not a curated record.